Molecule: messenger RNA, 764 nt
Organism: Stegastes partitus (bicolor damselfish)
Lineage: Eukaryota; Metazoa; Chordata; Actinopteri; Pomacentridae
Product: phospholipase D1-like
Exons: 3
Coding region: 13-510 (165 amino acids)
Biological process (GO): regulation of vesicle-mediated transport; regulation of microvillus assembly; phospholipid catabolic process
Cellular component (GO): intracellular membrane-bounded organelle; plasma membrane region
Molecular function (GO): D-type glycerophospholipase activity
Source: RefSeq, a predicted model, not a curated record
CGUAUCUUCGUAAUGCUGUACAAGGAGGUGGAGUUAGCUCUGGGCAUCAACUCUGGAUACAGCAAGAGGACGCUGCUGCACCUUCACCCCAACAUCAAGGUGAUGCGUCACCCGGAUCACGUCUCCUCCGCCGUGUACCUGUGGGCUCAUCACGAGAAGAUCAUCGUCAUCGACCAAUCGGUGGCCUUCGUGGGCGGGAUCGACCUGGCGUACGGACGCUGGGACGACCGCGAGCACCGGCUGACGGACGUUGGGAGCGUGACGCUUUCUCACCUGGAGCAGGCUGCCGCUGCGUCUUCCAAUAUGGCCGCCCCCGCCAACGGCAGCGGCGCCGCCUCCCAGAGCAACGGGAAGGGCAUCUUCACGGUGACGGACUCGGUGGACCAGCCCAAGCUGAAGGGUCAGGGGAGGAUGAAGAGGACCAGGUUCAGCAUCAGGAGACACCUGCAGAAACACGGGCUGGCCCACGCCGACAGCGACAGCGACCUGGAGGAGGAGGACAGUGAGUAACUCGCUUCGUUAAGGAGAGACAGCGGAAGCUCCUCUGGUUGUUUAUUUAAGGAGGAGGGUCGCUAAUAAUCAGCACUACUGAUAAAGUAAAGUCAUCGUUCCACCUUUCCUGACUGAAUGAACGACUCCGGUCUCAGCCCCAGAGAUGUUCUAUACGUCAUGUUUUACUCUGACAGAACGUCUAUUAUUUAAACCCAAACUGUGACACCAGACGGCUGCUGGAUGCACACUAAACACACACUAAACACACUUUA